Molecule: messenger RNA, 2979 nt
Organism: Pseudovirgaria hyperparasitica
Lineage: Eukaryota; Fungi; Ascomycota; Dothideomycetes; Acrospermales; Acrospermaceae
Product: PMT-domain-containing protein
Exons: 3
Coding region: 224-2548 (774 amino acids)
Biological process (GO): protein O-linked glycosylation via mannose
Cellular component (GO): membrane; endoplasmic reticulum
Molecular function (GO): dolichyl-phosphate-mannose-protein mannosyltransferase activity
Source: RefSeq, a predicted model, not a curated record
CGUUUGCAAUUUUACCACAUUCUUUUUCCCGCCAGAAUCAUCCGCCUUUGUUUGUAUGAGUCUCCCGCAAGCUGUUAUUUAGCAAGUUGGGUCUAUGCUCAAGUCUUCUUUAGUCCUUUCCUUCGAAUGUUCCCCAACUGGUCCAAUCUCACCUACGCCCUAAACAACACGUACACGCAAACGCGCGCAUAGCCAUUUGAGCAGGCAAGCACUGCCAGAUCCGAUGUCGUCCCCCUCACAAUCCGCUGGUAGCGUACGGCAACGCAAGAAAGAGAAGCGUGUCACCACUCCAGUGCCUGAUGGAGCAUCUGAGGCAGCUGUAGAGAUAGCUGCGAAGGCCAAGCAAGAGCUUCAUCCGUCGCAGGGAGCAGAAUGGGACUAUAGGCUAGCCAUUACUAUCAUUACAGUACUUGCAUUCGUGACACGAUUCUGGUCCAUCGGUCACCCAGACCAGGUAGUGUUCGAUGAAGUUCACUUCGGCAAGUUUGCGUCUUAUUACCUGCGCCGAAUGUACUUCUUCGACGUUCAUCCUCCCUUUGGGAAGCUUCUCUUUGCUUUUGCUGGCUGGCUGGUUGGCUACGAUGGAGACUUCCUGUUUGACAACAUUGGUGAUUCAUACAUCACGAACAAUGUACCCUACGUUGCAUACCGUGCGAUGCCCGCUUCUCUUGGCGCUCUCACUGUACCAACAGUGUUCCUCAUCAUGUGGGAAUCUGGUUAUUCCUUACCUGCCUGUGUUACAGCAGCUGGAUUGAUGCUGUUCGACAAUGCACACAUUGGACAAACUCGUCUUAUACUCCUGGAUGCGACACUGAUAUUUUCCAUGGCACUCAGUGUAUUAUGUUAUGUCAAGUUCUACAAGCAAAGACAUGAGGCCUUCGGCCGGAAAUGGUGGAAAUGGCUCCUCCUCACAGGCGUGGCACUAAGUUGUGUCAUUUCCACUAAAUACGUGGGCGUCUUUACAUUCUUCUCCAUUGGCGUGCCGGUUGCUAUUGAUUUGUGGAGCUUGCUGGACAUUAAUCGUCGACAAGGCGCUUUAUCACUGCAAGAAUUUGCCAAGCACUUCGUUGCUCGUGCAAUUGGACUCAUUGCAAUCCCCUUUAUUCUCUAUCUCUUCUGGUUCCAGGUUCACUUCACUAUUUUGACCCGCUCUGGUCCAGGUGACGAUUUUAUGACGCCCGAAUUUCAGGAGACACUCAGCGACAAUCUUAUGACCAUGAGCUCUGUCAACAUCGAAUAUUAUGAUCACUUAACUUUGAGGCACAAAGAGACUAAGACAUAUCUCCACAGCCAUCCAGACGUAUACCCGCUACGAUACGAUGACGGACGUAUCUCUAGUCAAGGUCAACAGGUGACAGGUUACCCUCACAAUGAUACUAACAACCACUGGCAAAUCCUUCCCGGGUCCCCUCUCACUGGCUCAACUGGACAGAAGGUGAAGCAUGGCGACAUUGUUAAGCUUCGUCAUUUGGUUACAGAUACCAUUCUAUUGACCCAUGACGUCGCGUCUCCGUACUACCCAACGAAUCAAGAAUUUACAACUGUGAGUAUUGAAGAUGCCGCUGGUACACGACACAACGAAACUUUAUUUGAGAUUCGGAUCGAUGGGGCGAAACCUGGUCAGGAGUUCAAGACAAUGUCUUCACACUUUAAACUCGUCCACUUUACAUCCAGAGUAGCCAUGUGGACACACACUAGCCCUCUUCCUGACUGGGCCUAUAAGCAAGCAGAAAUUAAUGGCAACAAAAACGUCCAGCAGUCUAGCAACACGUGGUACGUCGAGGAAAUCCCUUCGCUUUCCUUGGACAGCGAUCGUUUAAUCCGGGAACCGCGCAAGCCCAAACGGAUGCCAUUUCUCAAGAAAUACCUUGAGCUUCAACGAGCUAUGUUCUACCACAACAAUGCUCUCACGAGCAGUCAUCCCUACGCAUCAUUUCCAAUCGCAUGGCCAUUUCUCCUUCGUGGGGUCUCUUUCUGGACUGAGAAUUCAACUCGCUCUCAGAUAUAUUUCCUGGGAAACCCAAUCAGCUGGUGGCUUAGCAGCGCCCUUCUUGCAGUAUUUCUAGGUAUCCUUGGAGCAGAUCAACUCGCACUCAGGAGAGGAAUGGAUGCUUUAGAUGACAGAACCAGAUCACGUAUUUACAAUAGCACCGGCUUCUUCUUCCUGACUUGGGCAGCUCAUUAUUUUCCGUUCUUCCUCAUGGGACGACAGCUCUUCUUGCACCAUUAUCUGCCCGCCCAUCUGGCUUCCACUCUAGUGACUGGCGCUCUGGUUGAGUUUAUCUUCAAUAUUGAGCCACUCAGCUCGAAUGAGGUUUCAAUCGUAAUCCCAGGUAAGAGAAAAACAGCAUCCAUCCGCAAGCCUGUCAGAGAAAGACUCGGUGGUCAAAACCUUCUUGGAGCAUGGAUAGCGACGAGCGCGAUUCUUGCCCUUGUAUUUGCAGUCUUCAUCUUCUAUGCUCCCCUCACGUACGGAAAGCCUGGCCUUGACGUGGCUGGCGUGGUUGCACGGAAAUGGCUGAAUUACGAUCUCCACUUUGCAAAAUAGCCGAAGUACCAUCAUGAGUAAUAGCAGAUGGAGAACUUCGUGACUAUACGUACGAGGAGUCUCACUCUCAUAGUAGGGGGAACAAGUCAUACCAAGACAAACAAAUAUUGUAUCUGCGAUUUUGACAGGUAACAUGCAGCGGGGGUGGCUUGGCCUUAUCUCUACUUCAUUAUCAAAUAAUUAGCAAACAUAUUAAGCAUGAGGAAAGCAUUCAUGACAAGCCUAGGCCACUGAUGACAUUCUUUUCUUGCAUCAGACGGGCAAAUUCUCGGCUUUGUGGCCCCGCUUUGUGUGUGGAGAGACUGACGGCUAUGCCUAAAUAUCUGUCGUUUUCCUAGAACCUGACUACCUAGGCACUCGUGCAUACGUGUUCUCACCCCUAUCUUUCUGAUUCGGAGGUUACAACUCCGAAGUGCGUGGGACGGGUGGAG